CCGGUGUUUAUGGAGCUGUUAAUUAUUUACACAAAUAAAAGAUUGUACAGCAUGUCAUUUUGCGAACCGCACUCCUUCAGUUAUCAUUAAUUGAGUGAUGGGGCCUUGUCAUUUCUAUCGGCCAAUCAGUGGGCUACUUGUAAUGUAGGCCUUGCGAUCCAGAGUUUCUCAUUCACUUGUUAUGAGGUAUGCUGUACAGUAGUUAACAUGCAAGUCUCGCUAGUACAGGGAAUCGCCGUGCUUUGUGUCGCCUUUUAUUGGUGGGAUUUUUCACUGGCAUCCAAACGCCAAGGGUAAGUUAUACAAAAGACGUCUGAUGCCUAGAGGCCCGUGUAACCCUCUACAAGCUCGUGUGGCCAGCUUUAACAUUCCCGUGCCGGAGUGAUGUACUUUUGAUGAGGUUCUAAAUCAUUAUCGGGUAAUUCGUUUCUAAUUUUACUGACCUCACAUAAUGUAUCUGCUCGUAUCUUCCCAGGCAAAACAGAGAAGCAAGGUUAACGCUUAAACCAAAACACGGAGGCCAACUUAUGCUAUCCUCGGGCAGGAUCAAGCUCGGGGAAGUGUUUUUGUCGGGAAUCAACGGCCUGCGCGGAGAGAGGGUAGGUAACAGUGAGGCGCAUUAUGCAUAGCUGUUGUCGUGCACUCUCCAGCUUAUCCAGCAAUUAUAUUCGAGUUGUUAUUUACAUUGUAUGCGUGGAAUUCAUCUAGUUCCUUAAUCGUCAUAUUACCUCACUCGUUCAAGAGUUCUGUGAUAUGAUUUGUAAGCGGAUAUCAACAAAUAGCGAAGUAUAGCUCAGUGGCCCUCCUUCAACAAAUGUAUUGACUUUGACCUUACCACUAUAAAGCGGAAAACCCGCAACAAGAGCUACAUUGUGAAAGGAAAUGCCUAGUGGAAAGCUGAAAAAACGUUGUGGUUAGAUUGGGAAAUUUUCCCAAAAGCUGGCAAGGUUUAAGGCGGAGAUUGCACUCAAAGCUUUGAUGGCACCGAUUCUAGAAGGCCCUGAGGGAAGCGGACUUCAUUGAAGUUGGCAAAAAAAUUCUUUUCAUCCCCUUCCGUCAUCAUCUUAGGAUCGCUUAUUAUAAUUUUAAGAACAGACUUUUCUGUUUCCUGUCCGCGGGAUGUGCUACAUGAUGACAGUUGAUUAAACUCAUGCUGCGAAGGUAACUUGCAAGUGUAACGCAGUCGGAGAUUUUUGCUCUCCGCCAAAUCACUCGUAUAUCACAGCGACCUCAAAAAAAAUAGGAGUAACCUUGGAUCUUUUCUUUUUUUUAUCUUUUUCCAGGGCGAAAAGGGAGCGAAAGGCGAGAAAGGCAGCCAGGGCGAAAAGGUAGAAUUUAAUUCUAUCCGCACAUACUUCAUUAUUUAUCAUGUACAGAUUUAAUUAUCAUUAGGUUUGAAGUUCUGGCUUUAUAUCAAGCUGGUAAUUUUAUUCACUUAAACGGAACAUGGAAAAUAGCUUAAAAUAAUUUGCACCCUGCUUAAAAUAAGCUUUUGUCGGGAUGUGAAGAGAGCACAACCGUAUCACUUUCAGCGUUUUAUCAGUGAGAUAUAAUCUUUCUAAGCGCGCGACCCCCGCCUGAAAAGGAGUGCGAGUUGACCUUUCUCGGAAUUCUACAAACUGUCCCAUCUGUCGACGAACGAAGCUGUGGACAAAAAUUUCAGAGUGCAUUGGUGAUCUUCUUAAAAAUGAUCAAACGACGCUCAUCGUUUUUAUAAUUAGUUUGUCCAUCUCUAAGCAAAGGUACUGACUGUUAAAAAUAUAUCAUAGUCGUAUCUGUGUCCGCUCCCUUGUUUCCCGAUGCAUUCCGCCUGACAUAUUUUUCCACAGUUUACUGAUAACAGAGUUUGAAAAAUGAUUUUUAAGAUAGUUCAGUAUUCUCCGCCUGUUACAAGCACUUAAGAUAGUACUGCACUAAUUAUAGAUCAGGCUUCGGUUAAGCAACUCACCGACAGCCAAAACUUCGUCCAUCACUAUUUGUUCGUAGAAUGGAAUCGCAAGGAAUUUCCUUCCAAAGGAAAUCUUAAAUUACAGCCCACACUGGGGAUUCAAAAGUCAUGUAACAAUAGGCAGUUUAGCUCUUUCCUGUAGGGUAAUACAAACGCCUCCAAAGGUUAAGAAGCUCUUAGAGGUUACAUCUUUCAUUACUCUAAUGAAGUGAGCGAAAAUACAUCAUUUCAGUUACCAAACGAAAGUUUGCAUGAUAUAUCCCCCACUGAGAUCCGAAUUUAAAUUAGCGUGAGAAACCGAGUAAAGGAAGGAAGAUGUUUUAGUUUCCUGGCCUUAAUGAAGAGGACUGGCAAUACAGUUCAACACUUACUACUCGUGAAGCUUUUGCUGCUACGCCUUUUUGAGUAGUUAGUAAGCUCUUUCCUGAACAUGAAAGCCUAUCGUUAACCUGGUAGAGCUUUCAUAGCAGAGCACUCGCCGAGAAGGAUUUAAUUACUUAGAUUUGCUGAACAAACUACACAUCCGGAUUAGAUUCACCUAUAGCGAGGCCCUUUUGAGUGUAAAGUUCAAGUAUAGGGAUGUAUUGAAUCAGUUUCCUCGUUACAUCUAUGGAUGGGGAGGUUUGGUCGGUUCAGUGAAUCUUACUAAAGGGUCUUUGUUGAUACUUUAUGACGUUAGUUUUCUUGAAAUUAAUAAAUUAGGCCUGAAAUCGAUAACUUUUCCUUUAGAAUAUAAAUCAUCAACGAGCUUCUUCUCCAUUAAAACUUAAUGAGUACAUAUUGGUCUUGAUAUCAUCGUGUGUAGAAAAGUUGAAAGACAUAGAAAGUUUAGAGUUUAGAGUGCCUGAAGCAAAUGUCAAACUCGACUUGACAAUGAACGCACUAGGUAAUUUCCUUAAAUAUUUACAAAUGGAUUCGAGCUUGUUAAAAAAAAAGGUGCGUGGACUUGGAGACUAAUAAGGCACUUAAGAGAAAGGGGGAAGGAUUUUGUGGGCAGCACGAUGUGGGAGGUCACCAAAGAUCCUUCAGUAAGCUUACUUCCAGUGAUCAAUAAGAAAAAUAUAAAAAUUAAUUUCAGUCACUAAUCACAAUUUCCCAUUUCUCACAAUGUCUAUAAAAACUCUUUGUCUUCGUGGAACAAAAUUCUUAAUAAGCAUUAGAAUGAAUAUUCAAAAUUUUCUGAAAGGCUGUCCACUGUAUUUUUUGUGGACGUGGAGAACUCCAAAGAAAAGCCAAAGAGCUGUAAAAUCUGGGUUCUUAAAAGGUGAAUUAACAGUUAAGUGAGAGCUCAAAAAAUCGUUGAUUUGGCAAGGGAAGGUAAUCGAAGACCAAUCCCGCAACAAUCCUAAGAAUAACACAGAUUAAAAAGUAAAUCUGAGAUUAGAGUGGCUUUAAAAAUGAACAAUGGAUCAGACUUAAAUAGCUUACACCUGUGCCAAAAACGACCUAGUGUGAUUGACGCACUAAUGAAUGGUUUUAAAAUUGCAUACACGUACAUUUACGGUUCUUAAAAGAUUGUAAUUCUUCCCCUGGCGUCACAGGGGACAAUGACUAGGGGCCUAUUUAAAAGUAUAUAUUUCACUCACAUUACACUAAGUGAAUGACAGCUUCAUUGAAUUAUAUGUAACUUCUAAAAAGACUACUACAUUAAAAGUGUUUCUUAAGUCUUCCUCCCGCAAACAAUUCGUAUGAAAUCCUCUCCAGUAUUUACUUGGCAUUAGUCUGGGUUAUAAACAUUUAAUUUUUCAUUAAAAAAGUAUAGUUCCUGACGUGCCUACUACAAAAGUUUCCUCUUUUUUUACUCUCCAUAAUUCUAUGUUUGUUGAAGCUUUGAACCUAGGAUUUUCUUUGGUGGUGAAAAAUGGGACGGGUCCCACAAUAUUUCUGCGAUAUUGUGAUAUCAAGUCUCUCCCAAUUUAUAAAGACUUGUGUGUAUUCUUCGGUGGCAACGUAAAAAGCACUCAUCUGAAGAAAGACUUAUCUAAAUGCUUAACGUUUUGUAAUCAUUAUCUUUCAGGGUGAUAAAGGAGACAGCUGCUCGAGUAGUUGCAAAAACAUUUUUACAUCAUCUACAUCCGAAUCUUGCGAUGCUCGAACAGAAGGCGAACUAAGGUACGACAAAAAAUCUUCCCAUCUCUUCCUCUGCAGCCGGAAACAAUGGCAACAACUGCAGACUGUCCUGCGGGGAGAGAUUAGCAACUCACCACCAAGAAAGUCCUGUCUCGAUAUAUUGUUCAAAGGUGAGGGUCAGGGUGAUGGUAUGUACUGGAUCAACCCAGCUGGUACAGACCCUGAGCGGAACGCAUUUCGUGCGUAUUGUGACAUGACAACUUCAGGAGGAGGUUGGACCCUUGUUGCCAAGGUCACUCAUGAUUACAGCUGGGUUUGUCCUGAUAGAGACGGUGGUAUGUGCCGAGGAUCAAAGACAAACCCAUUGAAUGCCAACCUGUUCCAUGAUAUCCACCAAAGGGACACUGUGGACUUGUCAAUCAAAAGCAACGUCGAUGCUGGAGUCCAUCUGAACGACACGAUCAUCCGAAUGCUUUUCAUUUCUGGUCGUCAAUCUGUUCGGUUCACCUUUGUUGGUUCCGGAAAUGACUGGACGGCAACAGAAGAUGCCUACGCUGCAUUCAACCCAAGCAAAAAGAACAGGAUGUUUGUGGAUCAUGAAUGGGGUCAGUACACGCUUGACAACGUAGACUACACGUGGAAUAUCAUCAAGCACACUCGCAAGGACAAGACCUUUAGUGGCAAAAUUAUAUGUUGGGGAAACAAGGUGAAGCACUCAUACCGCUUCUAUGAUCAUGGCCUGCAUGUCGGCUCUCCUGCAUCCGCCCAUAAGCCCUGCCUGCUCGACAAUAAUGAAAACGAGGUUAUGCUCAAGAGCCACUAUGCCACCUUACAAGGCUCUCCACUAAAAGCCCGCUGGGAUAUGGCUCAGUUUGGGUUCCUUGGGGCACAGUUUGUUCAGGUGCCGAAUAAACGCAUUGCAAUAUGGGUACGAUGAGUUAGAAAGACUCAGAAGCUGAACAUUGCUAAUAACUGAGAAAUGUUAUUAUUAUUAUUAUCAUUCACGUCUUUUCAAGACGCCCACACUUACUCAGGUUGGAAAAUGAGCCAAAAAAAACCCAAAAGCGGGCGCUGUAUUUAGUUUACUGACAUGAUAGUGAGUUUCUCUAUUCUUCAUACACUUGGGAACCUAACCCUCACGAGUAGAGAAAAAUUAUUCAAUCCCUUAGUGGAAAUAUGGAGAAAAGACAGUUUUAAGAGAUUUUUCAUUUAAUUUCCAAUGAUAUACAUGUAAACUCCUUAUAUCAUUCAACAUUACCCUGAAAAAAGAGCGAUGCGAAUGGCUAAUACGUGUGAUCGUGAUUUAACACCAAAUUCUCGACGCCACUUUGCAAAACAUGUGUGAAACCUAGAGGAAGAAUUACAGAACAGAUACAGGGUUAGAUUGCUUAAUGUUACUUCUGUCGAGAGAGUGCAUUUGGGCCAUCUCAUUAACAUCAUUUGGAAUCUGUCUCAGUGGGUCCUCUCGCUAUGAAACUGGAAAUGUACAGUUUUUAGUUUGUGAUGUUUGACUAACUAAACUUAGGCCGAGAAUAAGCCCAAGUGUAAGUUGUGCAAGUUAUAAAACGCAGAAUAUCCGAUGAGAUUCUGUAAAUUUAGCUACAAAGUAAAUUACUAAGAGGAAUUAGCUUUAUUUAUUACUCAUUAGCAUUUCUGGGUGGCUAAGAUAGUAAAAAUAAGGUGGUCGCCUGUUUGUCGCCACUGGAUCCUAUUUAGUCUGUUUUGGCAGGCUAAAAAAUGUUUAGUCCAUGUCGGCAUGUGCUCGAGUUAUUAAAUUUAUCUAUAGCCUUAGUUUUUUCCAAGUGAAUAGAAUCUGCCAAGCCAUUUAAUCCUUGAUCGUGUGCCGGCUUUAGCAGAUUUUCCCGGCUAAAGUAUUGUUAUAAGCGCAUUCAAUCCAUCGACACGUUUCUUCUCAGUUUUGAUGCAUUGAAAGAACCCGACGGAAACUCUAAACCGCUAAAUUUGAGGAAAUGGCGUGGAAAGCUAAGUAGCCUAAAGCCACAAAGAUCCUUUGGAAACAUGUUACAUUUAUUUUAAGUACUCUGUUUUGAUCAACAUGACACAUUAAACCGUAAGGAAUAUCAUGGUUGCUCGGUUCUCUCAAUGAGAAACAGCUUUUUUCAAUGUCGCCGUGGACGGUCUUUGACGAAGAUUGAUAAGGUAUCUCGGCGCAGUCAUAACAUCUUAAACGUCUUAAGGGUAUAAAGCAUAUUAAAUCUAUUAUCUUAACUUUGGUGGUGACCUUCCAUAUCCCUUGAAGGUAAAACUGUAUGACACCAAGCCGUGAACGACUCUGAUAAAAAGUAAAUUGGCUGUAACGAGGAUGAAAAUGUCUAAGUUCAUAAAGCAACCUAUUAAGUUCUGACCGAAGGCUCAUUAGGCUUAGGCAAAAUUCUAAUUUUGAUCCGGAGCGGUCUUUUUAAAGCGUGCCGGUUAUCAAGGCAAUCCAUCAUAUCGCCAGAAAAAUGAUAUAUCUCCAAUUGUCUUCAAUCAGUGCUCAGUGCCGGGUUGUCGCCAAUUUUUGGCAAGAGCCUCUGAGCACAUGUAUAUCCAGAAUUCAAUUACGAAAUGUAAUUAAAGCUUCGUGAGCGAUUGUUUAUACAGACACAGGAUUAGCUUGGCAAAUGAAUUAUGUCUUUAUACAGUUAUGCAUAUCCUUUUCCACUGGUCCUUCUUAUCGCCGAAUGCUGAUUCCAAUAGGCGCCAUACUAAAGAGUAUCUAGCCUAAACAUCAUUCUUUAAUGAAAAAUUAUCGCGAGAAGAGAUAAUACUUCAAUUAUAACUCUGUAACCAUUAUGUAAUUAGUAUUUUUUGAAUAAGGAAUGUCGUCUUUACAAAACAUAGGAAGCCGAAACCUAAUGAAGGAUUAGGUGAUUAUGUAUACAUGGUUUUAUUUAAUAAUUUGCAGCAGUAGUCUAUGUCUGAC
This is a messenger RNA of Pocillopora meandrina, 6944 nucleotides long. Lineage: Eukaryota; Metazoa; Cnidaria; Anthozoa; Scleractinia; Pocilloporidae. The record is from the annotation of a GenBank genome assembly.